AUGAAUCCCAAAAGCAACGUCACCGAACUGUUGGACAAUACUUUUCGCACUUCGUUUCCGCUUGAUACUACCGUGGUUAGCUUGGUCGUGGGUCUAGUGGUGGUACUCACUACUUACUGGAUCACAAGCCGCAAGACCUCCCCAGCCUCCACCGCCAAUCCAACUGCUACCACAUCACUGACAAAGAAACUGAUUUAUGGUACGGAGAACCGGGGUCCGUUGCAAGUGAAACCAGUGUCCCCGGACUUUGAGUGGGACAAAGUUGAACCAUUGAAACUGUAUCCAUUCAAGGAUGGUGACUACAAAUUGACCAUGGGCAUCAAGACUAUCACCGCUGACGACUGGCUUUUGAUUGAACCUACUUAUAAGCUGAGAAUUGAAAAUAAGCGCCAAAUUAUCCGCGAUCAACACCCAGACUAUGCCCACCGUUCCGAUAUCAGGAAGUCGACGGUAUUUUGUGCCGGUGAUGGAGAGGAUCUGUUACGUGAGUUCUACGACACAAUCAUGCAUUAUAUGACACUGAAGUACCCGCAAUAUUUCGUCGUUGACGGUGAUUAUAUCCAUAAUAAGAUCAUGGACUGGAAGUUGCCACGCAACGCGGGAGACCAAACUCCAGACCAAUUGCUUAAUUAUUUGGUCGACACUAUUGAAGAAGACUUUAUCAUAUUGAAGAAAGACCCUACACAAAUUGGAAAAGUUGAUGGUGAUGAGUACCAUUUCAAAGCCGGGGUAUUUGCUUUUGCCGCGGGGUUUAACCCCAGCGACCGGUUCAAUAAGCCAUUACUGUUUAUCCACCACCCGAUCCCGGGCUAUGAAGAAAAGCUCAAAGUGCUGAUGAACCGGUUCUUCAGUCGGCUUGCUCCAGGAAACUUUGUUACCCGUUCCAACUUUUCCGUCCAAACCCACCAUAAAUUUUACACUGAUGACCAAAACAAGGGCCACAACUCACCUAAAGAUUAUCUCCAGGAGCCGCUCGACUACGAUAAGUGUGAUUUUGAUAACGAAGUGCAUUACCGCAGUGAACGCCAAGUACUCACAAAACUCCCUAAGACUGAGGCGGUGGUUUUUACCAUCCGUACCUACUUGAUGCCAAUGUCCCAUUUCAAAUAUGAAACCCCAGAAGUACGCCGUCGGUUUGCUGGCCAGAUCCGCGGUAUUCCCGAUGACAUCGGCCAGUACAAACGCAGCUGGGAGUGGGGGCCCCCGGUGAUCCGCUACAUGGAAGAACUCAACGAGCAAGCGGCGGCCGCCUGA
This is a messenger RNA of Diutina rugosa, 1254 nucleotides long. It is a transcript of the gene HRQ2, whose product is annotated as Hrq2p. Bases 1 to 1254 code for a protein of 417 amino acids. The record is from RefSeq and is a predicted model, not a curated record. The transcript has a single exon. NCBI's taxonomy places the organism in Eukaryota, Fungi, Ascomycota, Pichiomycetes, Serinales, Debaryomycetaceae.